Pelecanus crispus (Dalmatian pelican) is the source of this 1829-nucleotide messenger RNA. The record is from RefSeq and is a predicted model, not a curated record. Lineage: Eukaryota; Metazoa; Chordata; Aves; Pelecaniformes; Pelecanidae.
GGCCAUACUGUGGUAAUGUGAUGCCCGUCCCCAAAGAAAUCAUUCUGGAUAGCAAUGAAGCAACUAUUCACUUCAGGAGUGGAUCCCACGUGUCAGGACGAGGCUUUCUGUUGUCCUAUGCCAGUAGUGAUCAUCCAGAUCUAAUAACAUGUUUGGAACGAGCGAACCACUACACAAAGACUGAAUACAGCAGAUAUUGUCCUGCUGGCUGCAGAGACAUAGCAGGUGACAUUUCUGGGAAUAUCGGAGAAGGAUACAGAGAUACCUCGCUGCUGUGCAAGUCGGCAAUACAUGCAGGCAUUAUCGCGGACGAGCUGGGCGGCCAGAUCAGCGUCACCCAGCAGAAGGGCAUCAGCCGCUACGAAGGCGUCGUUGCCAACGGCAUCCCCUCACACGAUGGUUCGCUGUCAGAUAAGAGGUUUAUGUUUACCUCAAAUGGCUGCAAUAAGUCUCUCAGCCUGGAAGAGGGAUUCCUCUCCAAGAGCCAGAUUACUGCAUCUUCCUACUGGGAGGAGACCAAUGAAUUUGGGCAACUAUUCCAGUGGUCUCCCGACAAGGCUUGGCUUCAAGUCUCAGGAUUGGCUUGGGCCUCUAACCACAGCAGCAAUCGUGAAUGGUUGGAGAUAGACUUGGGAGAGAAGAAGAGAAUAACAGGGAUUAAGACCACUGGUUCUGGAUCCACUAUGCUGAAUUUCAACUUCUACGUAAAGACAUUUACAAUGAACUACAAAAAUAACAACUCAAAAUGGAGAACUUACAAAGGGAUUCUGAGCAAUGAAGAAAAGGUAUUCCAAGGCAACUCCAACUCUGGUGACAUAGUACGCAAUAACUUCAUCCCUCCCAUAGUGGCCCGUUAUGUGCGAAUUAUCCCUCAAACUUGGAACCAAAGAAUAGCAUUGAAGCUCGAGCUGAUGGGUUGUCGAAUAAUGCAAGCCAAUAGUUCAUUUACACAUUCAAUGUGGCAGAAACCAAGUCAGAGCACAGAAACCUCCCUUGGAAAAGAAGACAGGACUGUUACGGAGCCCAUCCCAUCAGAAGAAACUAACUUGGGCUUAAAGCUUACAGCUAUAAUUGUCCCUGUCCUCAUCGUGCUGUGUCUGUUCCUGUUCUCUGGAAUUUGUAUCUGUGCAGCCCUACGCAAGCGAGAAGCCAAAGGACUCUCCUACGGAUUAUCCAGUGCUCAGAAAUCAGGUUGUUGGAAACAAAUCAAGCAGCCCUUCACCAGACAUCAGUCAACUGAAUUUACCAUCAGCUAUAAUAAUGAGAAGGAGACACCACAAAAACUAGACCUGGUCACCAGUGACAUGGCAGAUUAUCAGCAGCCUCUAAUGAUUGGGACUGGGAUGGUAACACGGAAAGGAUCUACUUUUCGACCCAUGGACACCAAAGAUGAGGGAAGAAGGAGGAGUUCAGAGUUUGAAAAUCACUAUCACUGUCCACACAGAGCUAACCGACACGAAUACGCUCUGCCCCUGGCCAGCCAAGAGCCCGAAUACGCCACCCCCAUCAUAGAGCGGCACAUAGCAAGAGAAAAUAAUUUUCCCUCUGAAAAUGGCUACAACGUACCUGUUGUCUCAUCCCAGAAACACUCCCUUUCCGCCAGCAGCUUCUCUAGUCCGUGUAAGACCGAUACCAGGAAUGGAGACUAUCAGACACCCCAGAGUGUCGUAAAAUACGACAAACCCAAAGUUAACGGUGUUCUGACCUCCGUGAGCUACAGCACGGACUACCAGAAACCUCAGCCCAAUGCCCUCGGGAGCGAGGGUUACUCAACGCCCAGAGACUGCCUAAAACCAAUCAGCCAGACAGCAAUGACAGCUCUCUUGUGA